Molecule: messenger RNA, 426 nt
Organism: Striga hermonthica
Lineage: Eukaryota; Viridiplantae; Streptophyta; Magnoliopsida; Lamiales; Orobanchaceae
Source: the annotation of a GenBank genome assembly
AUGUAUCGAACGGUGAAAUCGACUGAUCAUAGAGCUGCUGCUACUUCAGGACAAUCUGAUGUACUGGAAAAUGGGUCUUCUGGAGAUACCUCAGAUGAUUUACUAUUUGACAUUCAAAAUUUGCAUAAAUCUGAAGCAUUAUCUUCCCAACAAAGAAGACAAAAUAUUAUGAAUAAUAUUGAUAAGGAUCACAAUGGUCCAUGGAGCAAUUCUUCAAGGGAAGCUUGGAUGCAUAAGAGAGCAGGGGAUAAUGAAGUAGGCAACUUACAAUCCAUUGAGCAUGCACGUAAAAAGGGUACGGAACCAAAUCGCCCGAGCAAUUAUGAGAGAACAUCACAAGCUUUGAGCCCAUCAUCAUCGAGUCUAUCACGAACAAGCACGAAAGAGAAGCCUAAUCUGGAGUUCACUCUCGGCGGGCCUCUGUGA